Penicillium atrosanguineum is the source of this 1941-nucleotide messenger RNA. RefSeq lists its product as uncharacterized. The record is from RefSeq and is a predicted model, not a curated record. The coding region runs from base 1 to 1941 and encodes 646 amino acids. Lineage: Eukaryota; Fungi; Ascomycota; Eurotiomycetes; Eurotiales; Aspergillaceae. The transcript is spliced from 2 exons.
AUGGGAGGAUACAAACCCCCUAUGGUCCCCAAAAGACCUCUCAAGAAAUCACCCAAGAAGACCCCCCCGAAGUCUCCUAAGAUGACUUUUCAGUGGGAUGAUCACCGACGAGAAGUGCUGUGCUGCCUGUGCAGGUUCUUUGAACUGGCCCGCCAUGACUUCCAGAGAAUAUUCUCUGAUAUCUUCCGAGACCACCUCCUCGAACGUGGUUUCCCCGGCAAUCAGAUGCCAUACACAAGACUCUACGCCCAAUGGACAUGGAUGAAGAGGAUAGACCACCCUUUGUGGUUGUUUGUUCACAAGGAGACCAAUUUCAUUGAGAACCAAGAGUGGAAAGAUAUUCUGCGACAGAUCCGUGAUUCUGCGAGAAGACUGCGAAUCUCUCUGACUGAGAAAGAAAAUGACGCCACAGAUGAGCACAAAUCGGAAAGUAAGAUUUCGGAGGAUCUUUUGCCGAUAGAACAGGCAGUGGAAAUCAUCUUGCAGAGUGUUCUGAGCCAUUCAUCCUCAUCCGACGAUGUUGACAAUGACCGAGGCACAGACACCCGGGUAAUGCCCCAUCCGGAUACCCCAAGCUCUUUUGUUCGAGCGCAAAUUCUCUCUGAUUUCGAUGAUGCCACAACCAACGAACGUUUGCUCUGGGGAGAGCGUUGCUAUUGGUGUGAAAAGGAUGGGCCACCACCCCCGGUAGAGGGAAACCAACACAUAAACUCUGAUGUCCAGACUGAUACGUCAGAGUUAAUGGGUCUACAAGGAAACCCACUGUCAGAGGAAGUCGCAAUAAACAUGACAACUCAUGUCAAUCUGCACGGCCAUUGCCCCCCCAAGGAUCUACCAGCUGUAUUAUAUAGGUGGUCAAAUUUCAACUCACAGGGUAUCAAUUGCCGAGGCAUAAUUCGGGCUGGGCUGUUUACAACAAGCGGUUCUGUAACAUUCCAGCCAGAGGAUGUUUCUGAGGAGGAAUUUCUGGAGUAUUUCAAACUCCACGUGUCGAAAGUACUCAAACCGACGCCAUUUAUCUCAUUCUUUAAGAAGCCGUUGGCGCCAAUCCACCGAGGGCUUCAGAACGGAGACGGGGCGGCAGUAUUCAUCAUCGAUACUGCAAAGCUCAGCAAUAAGGCUUUUAAAGCCGCACCACUGGUCAAGCUAACAGACACCGCAAGAAAGAAAUACAAAGGUUACGGUGAAUACUUGAUCUGGAAUGAAGUACCCACAGAUGCAAUUGCCUGUACGUUCACUAUGACCAAGCUGGAAAAGAUUGCCCGCGAGCACCCAGACAUUGCUGCAUUUUUACAAUUGCCUCGCAUCCAUGCGCGACCAAACUGCACUAAAUUCCUGUACAAUGAUCUUGCAAUGAACAGGCCCAAAUCAAUCGAUGGCUAUGUUGCCCUACUGGAGAAGUUUACAGCAUUGCUUGGAGUCCCUGGAACCCUUAGGAAAACUGUUGCAGCCGGGUUUAAAGAGGCGUGGUUUGACAAUUUCCGAGGGUUCGAAUAUCAAGCACCAGACAUCUCCGAUUUGCCCGGUAGAAUAAGUGAAGUGGGCGAAAUCGAGUCGCACGAGCCCGACGAUUACUACAUGUCGAUUUUGCCUAGGAUUCGCUCGGCAUCAUAUGCACCACCUGCUGACAGCGACAACGAUGAUUCACAUUCUUCUUCAAGCAAUGAGAGUCGAGAAAGCGAAGAAGCAGAGGCAGAAGCAGAGGCACCUUGUCCAAGAUGGGAUACUCCAGAGGCGCCCUUUUCAACCCACGAUUACUCCAGUGAUGACGACUUGAAGAUGCCGGCGAUUGAGCCUCCCAGGAGACGAAAUGGUCUCAGUGAGACGGAAACUUAUGAGGCAUGGCCGAACGAGGAAGAUUACAUGAGAACGUCCAUUAGGUGGCCCGCUCGAAUGUUUGCAAAGGGAAGACCCGAAAUGUGGAGUGCGUAUGGUAUGUGA